UUCCCCAAACGCCUCCAGCAGCCAGUGUCGAUCUGCUUUCCAGCAAUGGGACUAGCUGGCACCACAGUGAAAUAUCAGUCUCGAAAUGCGACUUGGCGGAAUGAAUAACUGAGGAAGGGACGGAUCUUCAGCGUGUAAAACAGAUGCCGAAUGAUCCAAGGAUGUUUCACCCAGAUCCGCGUUGCUUACGUUGGGAUGUGAUUUUCCUGAGCUUGAUGGGUCUGGUUUGGACGAGCAACUUUGUCACAACUUCUUCGGACUUUUCCGGAUACAUGUCGAGGGUUCUGAGGAAUUACACAGAGCAUGCAUGUGAUGGAGAAUAUAUCUCACUGCGGUGUCCUCACAGAACAACCAUCAGUAUCCAGUCUUCAUUUUAUGGUAGGAAGGCACCCAGCCACCAGAUGUGCCCGUCACGCUACGCACAGUCUCUUAAAGACCUUGAAAUGGAAGAUUUGUCCUGUUCAGCUAUCACUUCCUUACAGAAAAUGUUGGAUGAGUGCCAGGACAGAAGGAGUUGUCAGCUUCUUGUCAACAGUAGAAUAUUUGGGAUAGAUCCUUGUCCCGGAACCAGUAAAUACCUCAUGGUUUGGUACAAGUGCCGGCCAAAUGAAUAUAAGAGUAAAGUGGCUUGUGAGGAUGACAAACUACGCCUGAACUGUAAACGGAGUAUGGUGAUAGCCAUUUAUUCCGCUAUCUUUGGCCGGUCACAAGAAGGAAACUUGGAAUGUCCUUACUGGAAUGUUGGAGUUCCAGCUAUAGACUGCCAGUCAACCUUAGCUUUACAGAUUAUGACUAAACGAUGCCACAGGAAGAGAAGUUGCAGUGUGUAUGCCAGUUCCUAUGAAUUUGGUGACCCCUGUUAUCCAGGCAUCCGCAAAUUCCUCAAUGUUAUCUAUACUUGUGUGCCUAAAAAAUUGCUGGAUGAAACCAACCCCAAGACAACACAUUACAAAGGGAUUCAGCAGCUCAGCUUCCCACCACACCACAAGCCUUAUGAUCGGAAUAUUGUAGGAGAUGGUGUCUUUUCCCAUGAUGCAUUUCCUUUCAUAACAGAGGCAACUUUGCCAGAAGAAAAGAAGAAAGGAAGAUCGGCUUCUAAUUACCCGAUGGACAAUAAACGUCUUCCUAUUCCACUGGAUGAGAGUGAUAAACAGCUUCUGGAAACGAAGGGCAUUCGGAGUAAGAUGGCAUUAUUAAGCAACAUUCUGGAAACCUAUUCCUAUAUCGUAGAGAAUCCUGAGAAAACUGCUCUGUAUUUCCUGUCUGGCGUGUGCAUUGGACUGAUCCUAACGCUGUGCGCCCUGGUAGUACGGAUAUCCUGUCAGACAGACUUGAAGAAAUCUGUGGUUAAGAAUACAGAUGAGGAGGGCAGUAAUGACGAUGAUGAUGACAGCGAUGAUGACAACUCUGACACUACCUCCAAUCUGUCAGCCAGGCGGCACCGUCGCUUUGAGAGAACUUUAAACAUGAAUGUUUUUACCUCAGCAGAGGAGCUGGAACGGGCUCAGAGGCUGGAAGAAAGAGAGCGGAUAAUUAGGGAGAUCUGGAUGAACGGUCAGCCAGAUAUUCCUGCCACUAGAAGCUUGAAUCGUUAUUACUGA
Hypanus sabinus (Atlantic stingray) is the source of this 1601-nucleotide messenger RNA. Its product is annotated as protein eva-1 homolog A-like. The coding region runs from base 144 to 1601 and encodes 485 amino acids. The transcript is spliced from 8 exons. Gene Ontology annotation, molecular function: carbohydrate binding. Lineage: Eukaryota; Metazoa; Chordata; Chondrichthyes; Myliobatiformes; Dasyatidae. The record is from RefSeq and is a predicted model, not a curated record.